AUGACUGUUGCUAAUUAUGCUGCUAACAGUAUAGAUAUAUUUCUUGGCAAUGGUACUAGUAGUUUUACAAGACAAAUGACAUAUUCAACUGGUCCCAAUUCAGCCCCGUACAUGAUUGCAGUUAGUGAUCUCAAUAAUGACUAUCGACUUGAUAUUGUCGUCGCAAAUUUCGGUGCUAACAACAUCGGAGUCUUUCUAGGAUAUGGUAACGGGUCUUUUGCUAAUCAAAUAACAGUUUCAACUGGCUCAUCUCGGCCACUUUGGGUCACUAUAGCUGAUUUUAAUAACGAUACAAUACGUGAUCUUGUCAUUGCCAACUAUGGCACUCACAGUCUCAGUGUACUCUAUGGAUACGGGUUUGGACGUUUCUCGAGUCCAAUUACUUAUUCGACCGGCUACGAUUCUCUUCCCGUUGCUAUAGCCACUGGUGAUUUUAACAAAGAUGAUUAUCUAGAUCUUGCCGUUGCGCUCCAUGGUACAAGCAGUAUAGAUAUACUAUUUGGAAGCAAGAAUGGUUCGUUUGUUAAACAUAGAACCACUUCAAUUGCUUCUAAUUCUCAUCCAAUAUCCAUCGCUGUUGGUCAUUUCGACAACAACGACGGACUCGAUAUAGUUGUUGCUAAUCAGGGUACUAACAAUGUGUGUAUACUCUUAGGCUAUGGAAACGGAACUUUUUUUAUCCAAAAUAACCCUUCAAUUGGUUCUUCUACACCAUAUUCUAUUGCUACAGCUGAUUUCAACGAAGACCAAAUGUUGGAUUUGGUCAUUACCAGUGAUGGCAUAAACAAUAUACUUGUGUUGCUUGGCAAUGGUAAUGGAACGUUUGGACAUAGGGCCAUAUAUCCAACUGGAUCUUCCUCUUCAACCUCAGUUGCUGUUGGUGAUUUCAACAAUGAUAAUCUACAGGACAUUGUUGUCACCAAUAAUGAUACUAAUAACAUACAGAUUCUCUUUGGUUAUAAAGAGCGAACUUUUGGAGAAAAAAUAAUGUAUCCCACUGGUAUUGCCCCAUCCUCUACAGCUGUUGGUGAUUUCAACAACGAUACACUAUUAGACAUAGUAGUUGCUAACAAGAAUGAUAGUAAUAUAAGCGUGCUGCUUGGAUAUGGCAACGGGUCUUUUCAAUAUCGAGCGACAUAUGCAACUGGUACUGCUCCAUCCACUGUAGCUGUCGCUGAUUUCAACAACGACAGUAUACUAGACAUCGUCGUCUCAAAUUAUGGUAGUAACACUUUAGGCAUUUUUCUUGGAUAUGGCAAUGGUUAUUUUCAAAGUCAAACGACGUAUCGAACUCAAUUUGCUCCAUCAUCCAUGGCCGUUGGUGAUUUCAAUAACGACAACAUAUCAGACAUCGUGGUUGCUUAUUAUGACAACAACAGUCUGGGCGUUCUUCUUGGAUUUGGUGAUGGAUCUUUUGCAACUCCAAUGAUUUAUCAAGUUGGAAUUUCUCCAUCUUCUUUAGCUCUCGGUGAUUUGAACAAGGACACUAUACUGGAUAUCAUCGUUACCAAUUAUGGCUCUAGCGAUGUAGGUGUACUUCUUGGAUAUGGAAAUGGAUCCUUCGCAGAUCAAACAUCUCAUUACAUUCAUGGUAAUCUAAACGCUGUAGCGGUCGGUGAUUUCAACAACGAUACUUGUCUAGAUAUCGUUGUCAUUAUUGAGGAAGAGAGCAACAUAUGUAUUCUUCUUGGGUAUGGCAAUGGUUACUUUGCAACUGAAAAGACGUAUUUGGCUGGUUAUCAACCAUCUUAUGUAGCUGUUAGUGAUUUUAACAAUGAUACACGACUAGAUAUUGUAGUCACCAAUUCUUAUAACAAUCAUGUAGGUGUAUUCAUCGGAUAUGGUGAUGGCCGUUUUGAAAAUCAGGUGACGCAUCCGACUAGUACUACUCCAUCACAUGUAGCUGUUGGAGAUUUCAAUAACGACGCCAUAGUGGACCUUGUCGUCACUAAUUAUGGUAACAACAAUGUCAAUGUACUGCUCGGAUAUGAUAGAAAAACUCUUGAAGAUGAAAUAACAUUUACCUCUUCUGGAGGUUCUCGCCUACAAAGUUUAGCUAUUGGGGAUUUCAACAAUGACAGUCAACCAGACAUUGUCGUUGCAAAUUAUGGUACUGGAAAUAUCGGGUUUCUAUUUGGAAACGGCAAUGGUACUUUUGAAAGGCAGAUGAUGUUUACGAAUGGCUUCGAUUCUCAUCCGGUUUUUAUUACUACGGCUGAUUUCAACAGAGACUCUCAAUUGGAUAUCGCUGUGGUUAAUUCUGCCACUAAAACUAUAGGCAUAUUUGUCGGAAAUGGCGACGGAGCAUUUACAACUCAAACCAGUUACAGGAUUGAUUCUAAUGUUGUUCCGUCUGUUAUUGCGGUUGGUGAUUUCGAUAAUAAUGGACGCUCAGACAUAGCUGUUGCCUAUGAUAACAUCGAUGAUUUUGACAUACAUCUUCAGUAUGAUCCUGGAUCUUUGUCGAAUCAAACCAUCUAUUACUCUAACGGUCAUUCGAAGUUUGUAACUCUCGGUGACUUUAACAACGACAGUCGACUGGAUAUUGUCGCCAUUAAUGAGAAUGAUGCAAAUGUAUAUGUGCUAUUUGGACACGACAAUGGUUCUUUUUCAAAUCCAAUAGCGUAUCCAACUGGCUCUGCUCUAUCUUCUGCAGCUGUGGAUGAUUUCAAUCAUGACAAUCGACAAGAUAUAGUCGUCGCUAAUGAAGGUGAUAACACUGUAACCGUACUUCUUGGAUAUGGCAACAGUUCUUUUGAAACUGCAACCGUGUAUUCCACUGGUUAUCAACCGUCAGCUAUAGCUGUCGGCGAUUUUAACAACGACAGCCAUCAGGAUAUAGUUAUUGCAAAUUAUGCCAGUAACAACGUGAGUGUUCUUUUAGGGUAUGGAAAUGGAGCCUUUACAAAUCAAAGAACGUACUCAACAGGCGUUAAUCCUCGGUUUGUAGCUGUUGGUGAUUUCAAUAACGACAAUCGAAUAGACAUUGUCGUCGCUAAUUCUGGUAGUAACAAUGUAGGAAUACUUCUUGGAUAUGGCGACGGUUCUUUUUCGACACAAACUACAUAUUUCACUGGCAUUGCUCCAACUUCGAUAGCUGUCGCUGAUCUCAAUAGCGACAGCAUUCUAGAUAUCGUUGUCGCCAAUAAACUUUCUGACAAUAUAUGUAUAUUACUCGGAUCUAGAAAUGGCUCAUUCACAUAUCAAAGAGCUUAUCAUACUGGUGUUGCUCCAUCAUCUGUAGCUGUUGGUGAUUUCAACAACGACUUUCAACUAGAUAUUAUCGUCGCCAAUAUUGGUACUAACAAUGUUGGUGUACUUCUUGGACAUGGUAAUGGCUCAUUUACGAUUGAAGCGACAUAUCAAACUGGUAUUGCGCCAUUCUCUCUUGCCGUGGGUGAUUUUAAUCAUGAUUCCCGACUUGACGUCACCGUUGCUAAUGAGGACAGUGGUAAUAUAGGUGUACUGCUCGGAUAUGUCAAUUUUACUUUUCGAAAUCAUGCUGUUCUUAGAACUGGCAACGGUUCUCGGCCAUGGUCGUUUGCUGUAUGCGAUUUGAACAAUGAUCAUCAAAUGGAUAUCAUUGUGGUCAACAGUGACACUAAUAAUAUAGGGAUUUUUCUUGGGUAUGGCAACGGCUCUUUUUCUAAUCAAUUAGUAUUUUCAUCCGGGUCUUAUUCUUCUCCAAAAUCUGUAGCAAUUGGCGAUUUAAAUCAUGACAACAAACUAGAUAUGGUGGUCGCUAACUCUGGAAGUAACAAUGUAGGUGUAUUUUUGGGCUUUGGUAAUGGAUCUUUUGCAAGUCAAAUCACAUAUUCAACUGGAUCUUAUUCUUCUCCAAGACAGGUUGCUGUUGGUGAUUUUAAUAAUGACCUAUUACUAGACAUUGCUGUCGUCAAUUAUGGUAGAAAUAAUAUAGGCAUACUUCUUGGACAUGGUGAUGGCUCAUUUUCAGAACAAAUCGUGCUUUCAAGCGGUUAUGCAUCUCUUCCGUUCUCGUUUGGGGUCGCCGAUUUCAACCAAGAUGGAAAGCUGGAGUUUGUUGUGGCUCUCAAUGGUAGUGACAGUUUAAAAGUCUUUUUACAGACUUGCUGA
Messenger RNA from Rotaria sp. Silwood2, 4095 nucleotides. The record is from the annotation of a GenBank genome assembly. NCBI's taxonomy places the organism in Eukaryota, Metazoa, Rotifera, Eurotatoria, Philodinida, Philodinidae.